Messenger RNA from Penicillium paradoxum, 2082 nucleotides. RefSeq lists its product as uncharacterized. Gene Ontology annotation, cellular component: cytoplasm. The record is from RefSeq and is a predicted model, not a curated record. NCBI's taxonomy places the organism in Eukaryota, Fungi, Ascomycota, Eurotiomycetes, Eurotiales, Aspergillaceae. The transcript has 4 exons. Gene Ontology annotation, molecular function: glycosyltransferase activity. The coding region runs from base 1 to 2082 and encodes 693 amino acids.
AUGGUUCUGGCCCAUUCCUUACGCGACAAUGGUACAAAAGCGAGGUUGGUAGCGAUGUUUACGCCAGACAGACUACAGUCCUCCACCAUCGACGAGCUCAAGACCGUAUAUGACGAGCUGAUCCCAGUGAGCUCCAUGGUAAACGAGACACCGGCGAACCUUUGGCUCAUGGACCGCCCAGAUCUGAUCGCUACAUUCACCAAGAUCGAGCUCUGGCGCCUCACGCAAUACCAGCGUGUCGUGUACAUUGAUUGCGAUGUUGUGGCUCUUCGCGCCCCCGACGAGCUCUUAUCACUAGAAGCGGACUUUGCCGCUGCGCCCGACGUUGGCUGGCCGGAUUGCUUUAAUAGCGGAAUGAUGGUCCUCCGACCUAAUCUGCAGGACUAUUAUGCGCUAAAGGCCCUCGCCCAGCGAGGUAUUAGCUUUGAUGGCGCCGACCAAGGACUGCUGAACAUGCAUUUCCGAGACUGGCAUAGGCUAAGCUUCACGUAUAAUUGUACGCCAAGUGCCAAUUACCAGUACAUCCCUGCAUACAAGCAUUUCCAGAGUACCAUCAGUCUUAUUCAUUUUAUUGGUGCUCAGAAGCCGUGGAACAUGCCGAGGCAGGUUGUUCCACUGGAGUCCCCGUACAACCAGCUUCUAGGCCGGUGGUGGGCUGUCUAUGACAGGCACUAUCGAUUACCAUUCAUCGAGAGCGUCCCAGUCGAAACGAAGAAGACCGCGAUUGUGCAAGGUGAGGAAGUCCAUGCCUCUACCCAUGGCCACGCCCCUCAUUAUGAAACACGGUCGACGUCUGAAUGGCAGCAGCCCGGCCAUGUUAAAGAUCCAGCAAGCUUCUACGAGGAAUCGCAUCAAGCACAUGUGGUUGAGCAUGGCCAUUCAGAACUGCAUCAUGAGCAUCCCGAUUCUGCCAAGGUACACCAUGCUCCUGCGCCUAUAUUGAGCAUGGUCCCUCAAUAUGUUCGGGGAGAGGAACAUGUAUCAACGUUUAUACCGCCAUUGCCUCCUGCGCCAAUAGCCUUUGCGCCUCGGGUGAGCCACGAAACAUAUGAGACGCAAACGCAGACGCAGCUACAACCACAGCCGCAGAUACAAUCGCAGCUGCAACAGCAGACGCAAUCGGAAACACCGACAGAGACAUAUCACUCCGAUGGCUAUAUUCACCAACCGCAACCGAUUGCUCCAAUUAUUGACUAUCAACCGGCCCCAUCUCCAACUCCAGAGGCUCCAGUCUUUGAGGCACCCAAAGCCGAAUGGGAUCCUGCUCGAGAGCCACCGCCGGUCAAUACAAUCCCUGAAGGUUUCAGUUUACAACAGAAGACCUACAAUAUGUCCGAAGACACGCAUUUAUUCCAGCCUCCUUCGUCCUAUCCGGAGGCACCGAAAAACAUGUACUAUCAAGUUCCAGCUAAACCGAAACCGCAACAAACCACGGUCUUUCCUUGGGAGAUCCAUGCCCCAAAACCUACGCGCGUGUUCGCUUACGAGGCUCCUGUAGAGGCUCCUGCGGAGUACGAGAAUACUCCAGUGAUAUCCAAGGAACUGGAGCAGCUCUCGAUCCAAAGCGAGCCAUCCCAUCCUGUGCCCUCCCCCUCCUAUACUCGUGUCCCCUUCGAACCAAGUGCCGAAUCAUGGCAAACAUACAACCGAUCCAAUGCAUGGGACGAGGACCCCGAGAUCCAGCGCUACAUUGAGACAAUACAAUCCCAACGCGUACAAUCUAAAGUGACAAGCCCAGGAGCCAAUUCCGACAGCCCUGGGAUAUCACCGCCAGUCGCAGGCCGCCGACCCAGCACCAAGAUUACCGACUUCCCAACUGAUGCCGAACGUCCCAGUCUGCCUGUCACGCCGGCCCCAAUCCACCGCACCAGCUACGGAGACGAGGCCUCUGGUACAGCCGCUUUCCCUACGGCAGAGGGCGUGCCUAACCAGGAGGAAUGGGUGGGUAUCACGGUUGACAUGUUCUCUUCUCUCCUCACCGCAGCAUACUUAUUGUGGCGGUCUAUAGAAUCCCCUGGCUCAGCUCGAGGAGCUGCGCCGUCGGCACUCGGAGGCGUUGGAGGACCCCGAGCAGCUGUUUAG